This is a messenger RNA of Lemur catta (Ring-tailed lemur), 2191 nucleotides long. It is a transcript of the gene KCNK13, whose product is annotated as potassium two pore domain channel subfamily K member 13. The coding region runs from base 177 to 1403 and encodes 408 amino acids. Gene Ontology annotation, cellular component: membrane. The transcript has 2 exons. Gene Ontology annotation, biological process: stabilization of membrane potential; potassium ion transmembrane transport. Lineage: Eukaryota; Metazoa; Chordata; Mammalia; Primates; Lemuridae. Gene Ontology annotation, molecular function: potassium ion leak channel activity. The record is from RefSeq and is a predicted model, not a curated record.
CGGCCCCGGGAGCCGCGCGGCCUGCGGGAACGCCCGGCGGUCAUGGGCAAGGCGGCCCGGGGCCGUCCGGGAGCCGGCUGAGCGCCGGGCCGAGGCGCGAUCUCGCCGGGGCCGUGGGCGAGAGUCAGUCGGCGCCCUCGGCCGUGGAGCGAGGGGCUGCCCUCGGGGACCAGGCCAUGGCCGGCCGGGGUUGCAGCUGGAGUCCGGGCCACCUGAACGAGGACAACGCGCGCUUCCUGCUGCUCGCCGCGCUCAUUGUGCUCUACCUGCUGGGUGGCGCCGCCGUCUUCUCGGCGCUGGAGCUGGCGCACGAGCGCCAGGCCAGGCAGCGCUGGGAGGAGCGCCUGGCCAACUUCAGCCGCGGCCACAACCUGAGCCGCGACGAGCUGCGCGGCUUCCUACGCCACUACGAGGAGGCCACCAGGGCCGGCAUCCGAGUGGACAACGUCCGCCCGCGUUGGGACUUCACCGGCGCCUUCUACUUCGUGGGCACCGUCGUGUCCACCAUAGGGUUUGGGAUGACGACCCCAGCGACAGUAGGAGGAAAAAUCUUUCUGAUCUUUUACGGCCUCGUUGGGUGCUCAAGCACCAUCUUGUUCUUCAACCUCUUCCUGGAGCGCCUCAUCACGGUCAUCGCCUACAUCAUGAAGUCGUGCCACCAGCGGCAGCUCCGGCGACGCGGGGCCCUGGCCCAGGACAGCCUCAAGGGCCCGGGAAGGCGCGAGGCGGACAGCCUGGCGGGCUGGAAGCCCUCGGUGUACUACGUCAUGCUGAUCCUGUGCACGGCCUCGGUCCUCAUCUCCUGCUGCGCCUCGGCCAUGUACACCCCCAUCGAAGGGUGGAGCUACUUCGACUCGCUCUACUUCUGCUUCGUGGCCUUCAGCACCAUCGGCUUUGGGGACCUCGUCAGCAGCCAGAACGCCCAGUACGAGCGCCAAGGCCUCUACCGCUUCGCCAACUUCGUCUUCAUCCUCAUGGGCGUCUGCUGCCUCUACUCCCUGUUCAACGUCAUCUCCAUCCUCAUCAAACAGUCGGUGAACUGGCUCCUGCGCAAGAUGGACGGCGGGUGCUGCCCCACAUGCAGAAGGAGGUUCCUGCGGUCGCGGCGGAACGCGGUGAUGCCGGGCACGGUGCGCAAGCGCGGCGCCGUCUCCAUGGAAACGGACGCGGUGGCGGAGAGCGAGGCGGACGCGCGCCGCCUGUCUGGCGAGAUGAUCUCCGUCAAGGACUUCCUGGCGGCCAACAAGGUGUCGCUGGCCAUCCUGCAGAAGCAGCUGUCGGAAACGGCCAACGGCUGCCCCCACCAGGCCAGCACGCUGUCCCGGGACGAUGAGUUCUCGGGGGGCGUGGGGGCCUUUGCGAUAAUGAACAACAGGUUGGCAGAGACGAGCGGGGACAGGUAGAAGCCCGAGUGGCUGCUGGACAGGGAGCCCCGGGGAGAGGAGGGGACGGCAGGCUGUCCCCCAAGGACCAGCUCGCUGCACCCAGGCUCGGCUGCUCCUGGGAGCUGCUCCCGGGAGCCCCCGCAAGCCCAGUUUGAGAACUCUGAUCUUGGCUCCAACCAACAGCCACCCUCCAGGGCUGGGGGGACCUGAAGCCUCAAUGCCUUUCUCCUUCUCUUUUUUCUUUAAGUCGGAACUCAGUCCUUUUUAAAUGAACCACAAAAGCAGCCUAAGACGUUGCAUUGUUUCUUUACUUUUCUUGUUUCAGAGUUUUAGCUGCUUGGGGAGAUAGAUUGUACUUAAGCCUUGAUUUCCCACCGCUGUGUUCUUCACUUGGAAAGGAAAAUCCUGAAGACCCCAGCUUUUCUCUGGAACUCUGAAUGGAGAAAAAAUAUUUGGGAAUGUGUCUGGGCUUUCUUUUUUGCUGGGCUUCCUUCAGAGCAGAUUUGUCAGUGGUGCCAUGAGUAGGGAAGAUUUCUGUACUCUUUAUACUUGCUUCUCUGUUUUUUGUUUUCCCUUUCUUUUUAUUUUUAAGAUCUUAAUGCCUGGCUAAGGUGUCCUUGGGCCCUCAGUGUGAUGAGAAACCGAAAUUCAGCUUCAGGCCUUUAAACUGCAGCAAGGUGGGGGCAGGGGGAAGGAGAGAGAGACUCACUUUUGUAACUAAAAAACAUAACUUAACAUUUUCUUUUUGCAUGGUCACAUAGACCAUUUCAUUUUUACCAGGGGUUGGGGCCCACUGCAAAGGUAAG